Messenger RNA from Helobdella robusta, 1014 nucleotides. RefSeq lists its product as hypothetical. The transcript has 8 exons. Gene Ontology annotation, molecular function: ATP binding; kinase activity. Bases 117 to 629 code for a protein of 170 amino acids. The record is from RefSeq and is a predicted model, not a curated record. Gene Ontology annotation, cellular component: cytoplasm. NCBI's taxonomy places the organism in Eukaryota, Metazoa, Annelida, Clitellata, Rhynchobdellida, Glossiphoniidae.
UUUUUUAAAAGUGAAAAAAUGUCCUAAUUAAAUGCCGAAGCAUUUUUUCCAAUAUCAAAUUAAAAAUUAGGAAAAAUUAGGUGUAACAUUAAAAAAUUUGAAUUUCUAAUUAAGAGAUGAGUGGUUUAAGAACGGAUUUUUCUGAAUGUUCGUCUCUUUGUACUUGUAGUCAACAGCUGCAGCCAAGAAAACCAUUUUUGAUUGGAGUUUCUGGAGGAACUGCCUCUGGAAAAUCAACAGUUUGUCAGAAAAUAGUGCAACAGCUUGGGGACAAGGAGGGAGAUAACGAGAACAAUCAGAGAGUGUCAAUAAUUAGCCUAGAUAGCUUCUACAAAGAUCUCUCAAAUGAAGAAAAUGAACUGGCACUGCUUGGCAAAUUCGACUUUGACCACCCAAGAGUUUUCGAUUAUGAGUUACUGAAGAGAACUCUAUUGGAGUUGAUGAAUGGAAACACCAUUGAGAUAUUUGAUUACGAUCACAAGCUCCAUAAAAGGAAUAAAGAAAAAAGCCGAAAGAUAUCCUCUGCUGAUGUUGUCUUAGUUGAAGGUAUCUUAGUGUUCUAUCAGGAAGACGUGAGAGCCCUGUUUAAUAUAGAAAUACGCCGAUGUUAUCAUACCGAGAGGAGCUGAUAAUAAAGUUGCCGUAGACUUGAUUGUCCAACACAUCAAAGAUCUGCUGCAUAAAAACGCCAGCAGCAAACGUCACUCCGGCAGCUCUUCCAGCUGCUCCGUCCACCACAGCAGCAGCAGCAGCAAAACAGCUACCCCAUCAGCUGCUACUGCUGUUGUUAGCGGUCCAGCUGCUGCAGUUGAUAUAAAUAAAAACAGCAGCUCGAGUUCAACUUCAUCGUCACUACCGCGUCUGAGAACGUACAGUGAGAGCGAUUGUGAAUGGAGAUAUACGGAGCAUCAUCAUUGAUUGAUUGAUUGAUUGAUUGAAUGAUUGAUUGAAUGAAUGAUUGAUUGAUUGAUUGAUUGAUUGAUUGAUUGAUUGAUUGAUUGAUUGAUUGAUUGA